This is a messenger RNA of Tachyglossus aculeatus (Australian echidna), 3736 nucleotides long. It is a transcript of the gene DPY19L4, whose product is annotated as dpy-19 like 4. The transcript has 19 exons. The record is from RefSeq and is a predicted model, not a curated record. Gene Ontology annotation, cellular component: nuclear inner membrane. Gene Ontology annotation, molecular function: mannosyltransferase activity. NCBI's taxonomy places the organism in Eukaryota, Metazoa, Chordata, Mammalia, Monotremata, Tachyglossidae. The coding region runs from base 18 to 2183 and encodes 721 amino acids.
GUCCCGGAGCCGCCGCCAUGGAGGAGGAAGGAGGAGUGACAAUUGAAGUGCGACAAAGAAAGAAACCAAGCUGCUCAGGGAAGGAAGAAACCAGCCUCGGGAAAACCAAAGAUACUCCUGCCUCGGGGAAGUCACCAAGAUAUGUGUUAUUUCAGCGUUUUGCAAAGCUUUUCUUCGGCUGCCUUGCAGCAGUUACUAGUGGUAUGAUGUACGCCUUGUACCUCUCGACGUACCACGAACGGAAAUUCUGGUUUUCCAGCAGGCAGGAGCUUGAACGGGAAAUCACAUUUCAGGGUGACAGUGCCAUUUAUUACUCCUUUUAUAAAGAAAUGUUAAAGGCUCCUUCAUUUGAAAGAGGCGUUUAUGAGCUGACACAUAACAACAAAACAGUAUCACUGAAGACUAUAAAUGCAGUGCAACAGAUGACUUUGUAUCCAGAACUGAUUGCCAGCAUACUGUAUCAAGCAACUGGUAGCGAAGAGGUCAUUGAGCCAGUGUAUUUCUACAUUGGGAUUGUUUUUGGACUGCAGGGAAUUUACGUGACUGCCUUGUUUGUGACGAGUUGGGUGAUGAGUGGAACUUGGCUAGCAGGCAUGCUCACUGUUGCAUGGUUCAUUAUUAACAGGGCAGAUACAACAAGAAUCGAAUACUCCAUUCCUUCAAGAGAAAACUGGGCACUGCCAUAUUUUGCCUGUCAAGUUGCUGCUCUUACCGGCUAUUUGAAAAACAACAUAAAUGCUUCGGCGGAGAGGUUCUGCUACUUGUUGGUGAGCGCUUCGACAUACACUUUCAUGAUGAUGUGGGAAUACAGUCACUAUCUCCUCUUCCUUCAAGCAGUUUCUCUCUUCCUGCUGGACAGCUUUUCCUUGGUACAGGCAGACAAGGUGCAUGAAGUGUACAAAAUCUACUUAUUUUCUCUCUUCCUGGGAUAUCUCUUACAGUUUGAGAAUCCAGCUUUAUUGGUGUCUCCAUUAUUAAGCUUAGUAGCAGCCUUAAUGUUUACUAAAUGCCUGCAGCUGAAUAUGAAAAAAGGAACACUCGUAGCUAAAAUGAUGAAAGUAAUGCAUUUUUACUUGGUGUUUACACUCACAGUGACCCUGAACAUUGUCAUGAAGACUUUUAUUCCAAACAGAGAAAAUGGCCAUGUUUUAAAACUCCUUGAAGUGAAAUUUGGACUCAACAUGACAAAGAAUUUUACCAUGAAUUGGCUUCUCUGUCAGGAGUCCCUCCAAGCCCCAUCUCAGGAGUUUUUUUUGCGGCUCACACAGUCAUCACUAUUACCUUUCUAUAUUUUGGUAUUAACGAUCUGCCUUUUUUCCACAGUGCAGGUUAUUUUUAGGAGAAUCAGUGGUGAGCCCGUGAGAGACGCGGUUACUCUCGAGGACGGGAGAAUUGGAGAACGACCAGAAAUAGUUUAUCAUGUGAUUCACACUCUUUUGCUGGGAUCUCUUGCGAUGGGCUUGGAAGGCAUGAAAUAUCUUUGGACCCCCUAUAUGUGCAUGCUUGCAGCCUUUGGUGUAUGUUCUCCAGAGCUUUGGAUGACACUUUUCAAGUGGCUUCGACUGAAAGCAGUGCACCCGUUAUUGCUGGCUCUCAUUCUGAGCAUGGCAGUGCCCACUAUAAUAGGUUUUAGCUUAUGGAAGGAGUUUUUUCCAAGAAUAAUGACAGAGCUUUCCGAACUGCAGGAGUUCUAUGACCCAGAUACAGUGGAACUCAUGACCUGGAUAAAAAGGCAGGCUCCUGUUGCAGCUGUAUUUGCAGGAAGUCCCCAAUUAAUGGGGGUGAUUAAGUUGUGUACUGGAUGGAUGGUGACAAAUUUGCCUCUUUAUAAUGAUGAAGAUCUUCUGAAGAGAAAUGAAAAUAUUUAUCAGAUCUAUUCAAAGAGGUCUGCUGAAGAUGUUUAUAAAAUACUCACAUCCUACAAAGCCAACUACCUGGUUGUAGAGGAUUCGAUAUGCAAUGAAGUUGGAACCAUGAGAGGUUGUAGGGUUAAAGACUUGUUGGACGUCGCUAAUGGCCACGUGGUUUGCGAAGGAGACAGUUUCGCCUACUCAAAAUAUGGCCGAUUUUGUCAUGAGAUUAAAAUGAACUAUUCUCCAUAUGUGAAUUAUUUCACUCGAGUAUACUGGAACAGAUCCUACUUUGUAUAUAAAAUCAACACUGUGAUAUCCUUCCAAUCCUGAAAAAGAGCAGAGGCUUCUGUUCAAAGACUGAUGUUACAUGAAAGGAAGGGAAUGGUUAUUUUCCUACUUUUUGUGUGUUUUUUGUAGGGGGGGAGCGGGAUUUGUGGUUCAAAGAAUGGACAUUGGAAAUGAUGAGAUAUCUUUUUACUUUAGCUGGACCUGGAGUUCUGUAAACAAGUGCACAUUGAGUUACUGUACUGUAAGGAAAUAUCAAACCUACCAAUUUUCUAUUUUCAGUGAAAUGCCUGUCUUCCAAAUUUUCACUUCAAACUGUGCAAUUUUUUCCUUCUACAAUACAUGUAAAUCUUCAUCGUGGGUUUUCAAGAAAGCAUAAAUUCUUUUCCCUGUUUCAGUAAGGUGAUCAGGAACAGAGUCAUUGGAGAGACAUUUAUAGUCCAACUGUAAAUAGAAUUUCUGUUAAAGGGAAGUGUUAUUUUUUUCUAAUGUUGAAUGCAAUCAAAAUUUCCUGACUGUUAAAAUGUGACAUUUUCUUAAAUACAGGCAUUGCUGCCAGCACGUUGACACGUCAGAAUGUGAUUUGGCUGGAAUUUGAUGGAUAAGUAAGGGACCGUAAUUACAAUAAGGUGGCUCUGAAUUGGUUAUAAUAUGCUGAAGCUCUGCCAGAAAUGCGUGUUAACGUUUAUUUCAAGCAGGACUGCAGGGUGACACAUUAAUACUGCAAAGGAAACCCAUUGCAGCUAGUUAAAAUUCAUCGUUUUCUGGAAACUUUAUGUAGCUACAGUCCGGUUCUCUGUCAGGCACCAAUAAGGAGUAAUUGUAUUUACUAAGAACCUAGUGGAUGCAAAACCCUGUACUGAGCUGGGGGAAAAAAUACUUGCGUAAGAUUUAGACACAGUCCCUGGUCCGCAAGAGGCACCCAGCCUCAGGAUAAGGGGAGAAAUAAUAAUGAUAGUAGUGGUAUAUGUCAAGCGCUUACUAUGUGCCGAGCACUGUACUAAGCACGGAGUAGAUACAAAAUAGGUUGGACAGAGUCCCAAUGUCCGGCUGCUCGAAAUGUACAAUUGCAGGCUUUCCUCAUCUUCCACGACCUUACUGAACUUCACUUGAUAUGAUGGAAACCGGGUAAUGCUUCAUUUUUUUUUUCCAGACAUCCUUGCUCUAACACUUAUAUUCCAUCGAAACCACAGUUGAUUAAAAACACGCUAUUAUGAUAACGCAGGAGUUUUCAAGAACGCCACUAAUGCGUCGUGACUGGGAAACUGCGCUGCUUAGACUUGUACAAUGUGAUAUCAAAUUCCAAACAUGGGUACAAAAUUUAUUUCAGUAUGAUUACCUGUAGUGGAGUUAGUUUUUGUUGCAGCUAUAAAUUUGCCAUUUUAAUCAGUAAAGUGUUUACUCGGUUUACUUGAUUUUAAUAUUUGACAGGAUGCUUGUCAGGUUUUUAAAAAUAAGGUAAAAUAACUGUUUAAUACUCCCUCAAAUUUGAAUGGUUCCUUAGGUAAAGGUUUUUUUGUAACUUUUUUGUUACGGGCUGCUGUUAUAUAGUGGAAUUUUUUUGUUUUAAACCCAUUAAAGAAAUAUUAAAAUCCGAA